This is a messenger RNA of Phlebotomus papatasi, 2833 nucleotides long. Its product is annotated as contactin-like. Bases 323 to 1600 code for a protein of 425 amino acids. The transcript is spliced from 5 exons. Gene Ontology annotation, biological process: cell-cell adhesion. Lineage: Eukaryota; Metazoa; Arthropoda; Insecta; Diptera; Psychodidae. The record is from RefSeq and is a predicted model, not a curated record.
GAUUAACUCAGAACUUCAUCUAUGACCUUAGCAAAAAGAGAACCUUUCUUAUUAUCACUUCCGUUUUACAGUAGUUUUCUUCAAACCUGAAAACCUUUACAAUUAAUCGAAACAAAACAAAUUUUGGCGCAUUUAUCUGAGUUUCGCACCGAAUCGACCAGUUUUUUGUGGGGUACUUUUCCAAAUUGCGCAAUCGGGAAUCUAAAUUUAGAGAUUCGGUCAAUCUUAAGUAUUCGAAGGGUUUUCGAAUAGUUUCUAGUUUCUAUCUUUAAUCUUGCAUAUCCUUUGAUUGUUAUUUACUUCAAGCCGACCAAGUCCUAUAAUGCUUUUUCUGGUUUUUGUAAGUCUCUUUGUCAUAACAUCUGCUGCCAUUGAAGAGGUGGUUCAAGUUGCGGAUGUAGAAAGACAAUCACGGGGGCCACGAUUUGUGCUUCAGCCAAGAGAUAUUAUCUUCGAUAAAGAAAAUCGGAAUGGUUCCACCUUGGUAAUGUUUGAGUGCUUGGCAGAGGGCCAUCCUACUCCGACUUACUCGUGGUUUAAGGAGUUUUUCGAGGGUGAUAGGCUCACCUUCUAUCCUGUGAGUGAUCUCAACGACCUACGUUUCUCAGCAGAUGGUGGUAACCUCACGAUCAUAGAGCCGCAAUGGGGUUUAGAUCAAGGAACUUAUCACUGUGUUGCAGAGAACAAAUUCGGUCGAAUUCUUUCAAACAGUGCUCAGCUUAAGUUCAGCUUUAUCAGAGACUUCAAUGUGAAACGAUCACAAGAGAGUGCGCCUAUGAAUUGGGGCAAGUCUCUAUACUGUGAUCCUCCUCAACACUAUCCAAUAGUUAAGUACCAUUGGUCGCGAGAUUCCUUAAGCAACGUUGUGGAGGAGAACGAGAAACGGUUUCUCAGUUACGAUGGCACUCUUUACUUCUCAGCACUCAAUCCAACUGAUCAGGCUAAAUAUUCUUGCGCAGUACAGAGUACAAUGAGUAAUACCAGUCGUAAUGGACCUUUCUUCCCAUUACUAGUGCUGCCUAAUUCUAAUGUCCAGGAACUCACAAUUGUUAACAUGUUUCCCAAGAUGUUUCCGGAAACUCCUAUUGCUGGACAAGAUAUACGAUUGGAAUGUAUGGCUUUUGGGUACCCAAUCCCUUCCUUUAACUGGACCCGUAGGGAUGCGCCUCUGUCUAAGCAGGCCUACCUUACAAACUAUAAUCGGGUCUUGAUAAUCCCUAACGCUACUGUUGAAGAUAGCGGAGAAUACGUCUGCACCGCGACUAAUGAUCGCAAGAGCUUAUCUAAAAGCAUACAUAUCAACUUACAGAUGGCACCCAAUUUUACAAUGCCUCUUGUUGACAAGAUCUGCGAUUCUAACACAAACGUUACAUUUAUUUGCAAAGCAUCUGCUAUUCCUGAGCCGAAAUAUACAUGGUAUAAAAACGCAGAAUUGAUUGAGAAAGACCAAUUGCCUGGUGAUAAGUUCAUGAUAAAGGACAACAUUUUGACGAUAAAGUCCUUGGAUUUUGCAAAAGACAACGGGAUGUAUCAAUGUCGAGCUGACAAUCUGAUUAAAGCAGUGUACUCUUCAGGUCAACUGAGUGUAAUACCGCCCUAGUCUAACACAUUGACGGAAAUUUAACCUAGCGUUCAUACGAGGAUAGCCAAAUGGAAAAUCAGAAUGGAUUAUUUUCGAAAAGGUCAUUGGAUAAAUUGGAAAAUUUAAUUGAUAGGCAGCUUUGAAUUUGCUUCUGUUUUUAUUUAAAAUAAUGUCUUGUGAAGUAUCUAAUGAAGAAGAUGCUCCACAAGAGGAUUGGCUUCUUGAAAAAAAUCGUCAAAGAACUAAGGGAGGCGACAUACUGAAGAAAGUUGCGAAGAAAUUAGACAAAAUUUCCUUCCAAAAAGGAUGGUGCAAGCAUAACAAUCAAGCGAACUCAAAGAGAGCAAACUGACGCUUUCUAUCAGGAGUAGUGUUAGUGCUGCGGAUUUGCUACUCAAGUGGAAACUUCCGCGCAUAAAAUCAUAUCCAUAUUCCAGAACAUCGACAUCAGCAUCAUUUUCAUCUUUCAAUCAGAGCUUGAAUCAAAAGAAAAUUGUCCUCCAAUGCCUUCGUAGCUCUCAAAAAACUCCCUCUCUCCGAAUCCUGUACUUUCAUCCAAAAUCUUUCCUGUCUUUUUGCAAUCUUAACUUUCGCAACCAAUUAGAUGUCAAGGUUGGAGUUUAGGUGUCAAACAUCUUGUUCUUCAAUAAGAUUUUAUUGUCCGACAUUUCGGUCUUUGGUUAGGCUUGUUUAAAAAUUCUUUGACGUGUUUGUGUGAUAGGCCUUAUUGUAGAUAGGCCCAGAAGAAGGUCCUAAGCAAGGAUCGAAACGUCGGCCUACGCUUACUGAAGAACAAGAAAUUUGAGACCGAAACUCCAACCUUAAGAAGUGAAAACACGGGAUUUUGACCUUUGAUCUUCUCCUCCUUUAUUCCUUGCCAAGGUUUCGGAGCUUGAUGGCUCCUCCUUCAUAAAGGAGGAGAAGAUCAAUAGUCAAAAUCCCGUGUUUUCACUUCUUAAAAACUAUUUCAUUGGCCGAAAAUCAUUAUUAUACUACAACCUUAAUAUCUACGCUGAUUCCUUUCUCAAAGUCAGAAUGAGUUCAUCAACUUAAUGACUGGAAAUUGCAGUCAAGAAUGAAACCGUUAACGAAAUCAAGAUCCAGCUACAUCCUAUGGAUUUAAGAUUAAUAUUUAGGAAUACCUCAGAUGUAUCUUGCAUUAAUCCAAUUUGCAAAUUAAUGAAAUUAUGUCCAUACUGUCCAUAUUACAAAAAGGAUGUACGUGUACGUAUUAAAGUUAUCUUAUGGGAA